Messenger RNA from Habropoda laboriosa, 955 nucleotides. It is a transcript of the gene mRpL9, whose product is annotated as 39S ribosomal protein L9, mitochondrial. Gene Ontology annotation, cellular component: ribosome; mitochondrion. The transcript is spliced from 2 exons. The coding region runs from base 84 to 926 and encodes 280 amino acids. Gene Ontology annotation, biological process: translation. The record is from RefSeq and is a predicted model, not a curated record. NCBI's taxonomy places the organism in Eukaryota, Metazoa, Arthropoda, Insecta, Hymenoptera, Apidae. Gene Ontology annotation, molecular function: structural constituent of ribosome.
CUAACCUGUACCAACUUCACUCUACUUUAAAAUCAUUUCGUGGGGCAUGGUGUUUUGCAGUUAUAUUUACUAAACAACUAAAUAUGUUGAAGUGUACGCAGCUAUGUAUAAAUUAUUUAAAACCACAAUCAACUUUUCUUUCCAAUCAAACUAAUGUACUAAUACAACAGAGCAGGAAUACAUUUAUCUUAAAAAGAAAAUAUGUACCUCCCCUUUAUAAAAAAUAUGAGACAAGAGCAAAGUUGAAACAUAAACAUUUCAUUUAUGAAUUUGUAGAAAAUACAAAUAACAAAAAACAAAAAGAAAUUGAUGUAAUUUUACUAAAUGCUGUAAAAGAUGUUGGUGAAAUGGGUCAAAAGAUUACAUUACCUUCAGUGAAAGCUUAUGAAAAAUUCAUAUUGCCAAAAUUGGCUGUAUAUGCAACUCCAGAAAAUAUUGAAAAGUAUUUAAUUCAGGAUAUAGAGGAUAGGAAAAAGUUAUGCGCUUACAGUUCUCAAUUUGUAGAAAGAACAAUAUGUGUAUUAUCUCAGUGUUAUUUAAGACUAAGAAUGUCCUUAGAUGUACCAUGGACUAUAGAAAAAUGGCAUCUAAGAGUAUGCUUUCGUAUGCAGGGUUUGAUUGUACCUGAAAAUGCAAUAAUUCUUCCAGAAAAGGCUAUAUCUGGACCUGAUAUAUCUAUAGAAAAUAGAGAAUUUUAUGUGACUGUCAAAAUUAAUGAUCAUGAAAAAGUUAAAGUCAGAUGUAAAAUACAUCAGUAUACUUCUGAUCCAGAAAGAGAAAUUAUAUAUGAUACGCCAUAUUAUCAAUUUGCAAGUAGAGCAAUUUUUCCAGAAGAUCAAGAAAUUUUAAAUUCCCUUCCCAGACAUCGUUUAGCUAAUAAAGAAAUUAGGGAUGAAACUGAAGAAAACACAGAAGACCUAGAAUGAUGCUUAUAGUAUUAUAAAAAAUAAAUGUA